Frankliniella occidentalis (western flower thrips) is the source of this 2389-nucleotide messenger RNA. RefSeq names its product collagen alpha-1(I) chain-like. Gene Ontology annotation, molecular function: chitin binding. Lineage: Eukaryota; Metazoa; Arthropoda; Insecta; Thysanoptera; Thripidae. The coding region runs from base 1 to 1800 and encodes 599 amino acids. The record is from RefSeq and is a predicted model, not a curated record. Gene Ontology annotation, cellular component: extracellular region. The transcript has 3 exons.
AUGGCACAGUCUCAAGUUUCAGAGCGCCCAAGUUUCCAAGCAAUAAUUCGUGUACUGGCUGGCGGUGUUGGCCCCAGCUCUGCAUUCGGUGGCCAGGCUGGCGGUGUUGGCCCCAGCUCUGCAUUUGGUGGCCAGGCUGGCAGUGUUGGUCCCAGCUCUGCAUUCGGUGGCCAGAACUUCAACCGCGGUCCCGGUGCAGCUCCAUCAGCUGGUGGUGCUGAAGACGAUGGCUCGUACCCUGGUGGUGACUACUCCGCUAUUCCCGGCGAGCCUGAUAAGGACUACCCGAUCUACACCGAGAUCGUGCAGACCAACUUCAAAUGCAACCAGCAGCAGUACCCUGGAUACUACGCCGACGUGGAGGCGCGCUGUCAGAUCUUCCAUGUCUGCCACAACAACCGAACGUAUGACUUCUUGUGCCCCAACGGCACAAUCUUCAGUCAGGAGCACCUAGUCUGCGUGUGGUGGUACCAGUUUGACUGCAGCACUGCCCCUGACUUCUUCGGCAAAAACAAGGACGUCUUCAACAACAACAUCGUGGGCGCACCCCAGUCCUUUGCGGGUGCAGCUGGCGCCUUCAGCCCCAUUUCAUUCUCCGGACAGCAGGGCCCCGUCGGACCAUCCGCUUCGUUCCCCGGCCAGCAGGGACCUGUGGGUCCGCUCGCAUCGUUCCCCGGACAGCAGGGACCAGUUGGACCAUCAGCUGCUUUCCCCGGACAGCAAGGUCCCGUCGGACCAUCUGCAUCAUUCCCCGGUCAGCAAGGACCCGUUGGACCCUCCGCUUCAUUCGGUGGUAACCAGGGACCGCAAGGACCGUCUGCCUCAUUCCCUGGACAGCAGGGCCCGGUCGGACCAUCCGCAUCAUUCCCUGGACAGCAGGGCCCGGUUGGCCCGUACGCUUCAUUCUCCGGUCAACAAGGACCUGCCGGACCUUCAGCUUCAUUCCCUGGACAGCAAGGCCCCGUCGGACCAUCUGCAUCAUUCCCCGGUCAGCAGGGACCUGUUGGGCCCUCCGCUUCAUUCGGUGGUAACCAGGGACCGCAAGGACCGUCUGCCUCAUUCCCCGGCCAACAGGGGCCUGUCGGGCCUUCUGCUUCCGGACCCGCGUACUCAGGUCAACCCGGUGCCUCAGGACCAGCAUACUCCGGCCAACAGGGAGCCUCUGGACCUGCGUACUCCGGCCAGCCUGGUUCUUCUGGACCUGCGUACUCCGGUCAACCCGGUGCUGGUGCUUCGGGACCAGCAUAUUCCGGUCAGCAAGGUGCUUCUGGACCGGCGUACUCCGGUCAGCAGGGCGCUUCUGGACCCGCAUACUCUGGUCAACAGGGAGCAAGACCAUCUUUCUCAGACUCCCAGGGAUCGUUCCGACCCACCACUCCAUUCCCUGGCGCUUCCGGCCCCAGCAGCGCUUUCCCUGGCGCUUCCGGCCCCAGCAGCGCUUUCCCUGGUGCUUCCGGCCCCAGCAGCUCUUACCCGGGUGCUUCCGGCCCCAGCAGCGCUUUCCCUGGUGCUUCCGGCCCUAGCAGCGCUUUCCCCAACAGCGGCAGUUUCUCGGGAACCACGGCGUACCCCGGCGGUCAGCAGGGCGGCUCCGUGACCCCUGGCUUCUCUUCGAAUCCGUUCCAGGGUUCUACUUCCCCUUCGGGUUUCGCGUCAACUACUGGACGCCCGAAAGUCCAAGAAGACUUUGUAAGCUCGUCGACGCCGUUCUCUGGCUCCACGACUCCAAGGCCCGGCCUCUCUGGGCAGAGCCGACCCACCCCGCCCAACAGAGAGUACCUUCCGCCUUAUGCCGGGUAAAUUUAAGUAAAGUCUAAGUGAUUGAGUGCUGAUUUUGGGCUCCAGCUGCCUGAAACCAGUCCCUCACUUACGCGAGGGGGUAUGUGCUCUCAAAGCGGUGACCCACUUCACACCAUUAAGUUCUAUUACGCCAUAACAUAAGUCUCAUUAUACCUGAAAACAUCAAGAUUUGAGUUAAAAAUCAGUCUCCGACUGUUAAAUUUAGAAUAUAUCUAUUUUGCGUAAUACAAGGAAUAGGUGUCCCAACUAGUACUUGAAUGUAUACCCCCUCGCCCACGUUACCAUUUCAUCUCAUCUCUAAACGUUAAGUGGGUAGUCCUUUUGCCAUGACGUAUCCAACUGUGAUACGUCUCUGUCUGCGGUAUAUCUGUGUAUAAUAUGUAAGUUAUUUAGGGGAGUAAGAUGAGGAGUUGUUUGUAAGUAGAAUGCCAUUCUAAAUAGAGAGGUGAAGUCCAAAGCCGGAAACCGCGUUACGGAUGUCACCCACCGCUCAUUGUGUCAUCCAUGCAUACUAUUUAUUGUACAAUAAUGUGGAUUUUGUAAAGAUCAUUCUCUUUUUUUGAAAUAAACCUCGUGGUCGUAAGAAAAA